GUUUGUGAGGUGUGCGAGAGUGCAACUGCUAAAUCAUUGAACGAGACCUGAGCACACCUCAUACACACACGCUCUCAGGACUUUCCCACACUUUUAUUUCUUUCUUUCUUUUUAGAUUUUUUUUCGUAUGCCUAAAGGACUGUCAAGGUGUACUGUAACCCAAUACUAUCAGGAAAAGUUGAUCAUAUAAACAUUUAUUUCAUAAACACAUUACUCUAGGAAGAGCCUUGGAGAGCAUGAGUUAAGGUGAGUAGAUGAAAAUGAAGCUGCUGUUAAUAUCAGCUCUACUUGGAUUUGUCUUUCAUGUUGGAGCAAAAACAGACAGUAAUCCAUGCAUUUCUGCAAAUGCCAAAACCUGUGGAGAGUGUAUUCAGAUCGGCUCACAGUGUGUGUGGUGCAAAGAUCCUGAUUUCAAACCUUCACGCUGCGAUGACAUUGAGUCUAUGGCGAAAGCUGGCUGCACUGCAGACGGUGUAGAAAACCCUCGAGGAGCGGUCACUAUUGACAAGAACAAACCCGUCACUAAUCGUAAAAUUGAUGGAGGACAAAAUCUGAGGCCCGAUGAGAUCACGCAGAUUCAGCCACAGAAAGUCACGCUGAACCUUCGCUCAGGAGAAGCACAGAAGUUUACUCUCAAGUUCAAGAGGGCAGAGGAUUAUCCCAUUGAUCUGUACUUCCUGAUGGACCUCAGUCACUCUAUGCUGAGCAAUUUGGAAAAUGUCAAAAACCUGGGAACCGAACUCGCCAAAGAGAUGAAGGACAUCACGAAAGACCUGCAUAUAGGUUUUGGUUCUUUCUUGGAGAAGCUGGUUAUGCCUUACAUUCUGAUGACGCCAAAGUAUCUGAAAAACCCCUGUUUUCCAAACGACUGCACUGCGCCCUUCAGCUACAAAAACGUCCUGAGCUUGACAGACAAUCAUGCAUUGUUUACCCAAGAAGUCAGCAAGCAGAAAACCUCUGGAAACCUGGACGCUCCGGAGGCAGGAUUUGAUGCAAUCAUGCAGGCUGCUGUCUGCAAGGACGUGAUUGGCUGGAGGAAUGUCACUCGUCUCCUAGUGUUUUCCACAGAUGCUGGAUUUCAUUUGGCUGGAGAUGGAAAACUUGGUGGCAUCGUUCGUCCGAAUGAUGGGAAAUGCCAUCUUGACAAUAAUAUGUACACCAUGAGCAACUACUUUGACUACCCCACCAUCUCUCAGCUGGUAGACACACUGAGUGGCAACAAUAUUCAGACUAUCUUUGCUGUGACCGAACAAAUCCGGGAUAUUUAUCAGGAACUGUCUGCCCUUAUCCCAAAAUCAGCAGUGGGGACACUGUCUACCAGCUCUUCCAAUGUCAUCCAGCUCAUCAUCGAUGCUUAUAAUUCUCUGUCCUCUGAGGUGAUUCUGGAGAACAGCAAGCUACCUGAUGGUGUGUCCAUCUCCUACAUCUCCCACUGCAAGAACGGAGUGAGUGGAACAGGAGAUAAUGGGAGAAAGUGCUCCAACAUCUCCAUUGGGGACGAGGUGUUGUUUGAUAUAGAAAUCACGGCUAAAGGCUGUCCAUCUAAAGGUAAAUCAGAGACCAUAAAGAUCAAGCCGCUGGGCUUCAGUGAGGAGGUGGAGAUCCUCCUGAACUUCAUCUGUGAAUGUGAGUGUCACAAAGAUGGGAUCAAAAACAGCCCCGAUUGUAGCGAAGGACAGGGAACGCUGGAGUGUGGAGUCUGCAGGUGUAAUGAAGGUCGAUUAGGCAGAUUGUGUGAGUGUAGCCAAGAUGAGGUGCUGGCAGAUGAUCUGGAUGCAAACUGCCGCAUGCAUAAUGGCACAGAAGUCUGCAGCAACAAUGGAGAAUGUGUCUGUGGAACCUGUGAGUGUAAGAAAAGAGACAACCCAGAGGAGAGAUACAGUGGAAUGUUCUGCGAGUGUGACAACUUCAGCUGCGACCGCUCAAACAACAAGCUCUGUGGAGGUCAUGGCCGAUGUGAGUGUAAGAAGUGUAUCUGUGAUGCUAACUACACCGGCAGUGCUUGUGACUGCCCUCUUGACACCUCAACUUGUCUGGCCAGUACCAAUGAGAUCUGCAAUGGCCGCGGCAAAUGUGAAUGUGGCGUGUGCAAAUGUGAUGAGAAUUAUGAGGGUCCGACCUGUGAAAUCUGCCCAACCUGCCCCAGAAUUUGCACCGAACGCAAGGAUUGUGUUGAGUGCAAACAUUUUGGUACGGGAAGCAAGCAAAAGACAUGCGAUGAGGACUGCAAAUCCUUCAGUAUAAAGAAGGUGAAGACUAAGGAGGAUCUUCCUCCACCAAACAUCAAUCACUGCAAAGAGCGGGACGUUGACGACUGCUGGAUCUUCUUCACUUCUUCUAGCGAGAAAGAUGGCAGCAUUCAGGUUUAUGUGGCUGAAAACAGGGAGUGUCCCUCUGGCCCUGACAUCAUCCCCAUUGUAGCAGGUGUGGUCGCAGGAAUCGUUCUGAUUGGCUUAGCACUUCUGCUUAUCUGGAAGCUGCUCAUGGUUAUUCAUGACCGCAGAGAGUUCGACAAGUUUGAAAAAGAGAAAAAUAAUGCCAAGUGGGAUACGGGCGAGAACCCCAUCUACAAGAGCGCUGUAACAACUGUGGUGAAUCCUAGAUAUGAGGGAAAGUGAUGGAUCUUCAGGAUGACUAACGGGAAUUGUUCUCAACAAGUAUGAGUAGGGUCUGUCUGCAGACAGCAAGACAGGGGCGUAACAUGAAGGGAAAACUAUGUCAAAACUAUGUUGUCGGCAAAAUGGCACUGUACCCAUCAAAGUUAUUAAUGUCUACACUUUCCCCAAACCUAAACUCAACCAUCACCGUUAUUAACUUCUACAUCUACUCCACAAUACAGCUGCAAGUUGCGUAGGCUUUCAUACCUGACGUGCUCACCAUUGUACUGUUAUCUGCAACCACAGGGGGCGACGCUGAGUCGGCUAACUUUCAUGACAAAUCGAACAAAGAAGUCAGUGAGUGAAGUUGCUAAAAUAAUGAAUAUAAUAAUAUAAUUUGGAGAAAAUGCAUGAAAACAUUUGCUGAAAAUGUUCUGUGGAAAUUGUUUCCGCCAUCUUGCCAACAGCAUCUCGUUGUGACAUCUUGCAUGGUUCAUUGGGAUCUCGAUAAGUGCAAGUUAUCCCUCUAACUUACUACAAGUUACGCCCCUGUCAUGUUACACUCCCGUCUUGCAGUCAAAUAUAGUACCACAAACUGCAUUUAAAGGGAUAGUUCACAGAAUACUGAAAUUGUCAUAAUUUACCCACUUAUGACAAGCUAGUUUUGGGCUACAUUUACAUGACAUUUCCUACGUUUCCACCUAUUUUCAUGCUUAUUAUGGAUAUGCGCAUAAAAAAACAGUUGAUGGAUACACCAACUGCGCAUAAAUGUUGAAAAUGCACAUUAAAAAAAAUAAGCGCAUAACUGAGUGGGAUAAACUUUUUAUUCGAUAAGAAAAGAUGCGCAUGAACUACGAUGGAAACACUUUUACCAAACAAAUUCCAGUAUCCGCAUUAAAAAGGUCAUGUGAUUACUCUUAUAAGAGACCAUUUGUGGAUAAAAAUGUGUGUGAAUAGACAUAUCAGCAGGCUGAGCACAUUGUUAAACAUCUGAAAUUUUGUUUUGGUCAUUCUAAAAUGCCUUAACCAUUUCAGUAUUAGUGUUAUUAUAUUAUUAAUUAUCUCCAGAACUGUCAAGAGCAUCUGCGCUCCGUGUCUCAUGCCUUCAAACACGACUACGUGUUCGUUGCAUGUCAUCAUCGUCUUCUGAGGCACAAGUCAUUUAUUAAAUAAGGAAAAGAUUCACGCAGAUUCUCCUGCCGCAGUAAAUUCUGUUUUUUCUGUUAAUAUUUGCCGCCACAAUGCUUUAUACGCAUAUCUGUUAUGCGAUAUUCCAAUUUUGCGCAUAAAGUUAAUUCUCAUUUUGGAUGGAAACAUAGCUAGUGCUGUAGCCAAAAACUGAAAAUAUUUUCCCUUACCUUUUAAAAAAGCUUCACAUUUACACAGUCCACUUGUCCACAGUCCAAAACACUGUAUUCUGUGCUGUUGGUGGCGCUGAUGUGAAUGUAGAGUUUUUUCAUGCAUACAAAAUGCGUCUAUGCUGUUGGUUGUUGUGUGAAGUAAAUCCACAGUAUGCUAAUGAAGAUAUCCCUACUGAAAAAAACUGCUUAAACCAGCCUAGGCUGGUUGGCUGGUUUUAGCUGGUUGACCAGCCUGGUUUUAGAGGGGUUUUGGCCAUUUCCAGGCUGGUUUCUAUCCAUUUCCAGCCUGGUCUUAGUUGGUCAGGCUGGAAAAUGGCCAGCUAAAACCAGCCUAGCCAGGCUGGGAACCCAGCCAAAACCAGCUAUGUCCAGCCUAAACCAGGCUGAUCAAGUUGGUUUUAGCUGGAUUUAGCUGGUCAUUUGGUUUUUCAGCAGGGAUAGCAAACACUUGAGCAGCAACAACACUACCACGUACUAGGUCAUUGUUUUACACCUCCUUUUACGCCGCCUUCACCUCCCUCAACAGAUGUGAUUAUUGUUGUUACGGUUGCCUCGUUGCGUGUGUUUGGAGCUUUGAAGAUUCACAAUUUCCUUUUUUAUCAAAAAACACAUCACUGUUCGCUAGUAUUUGUCUUUCCUACUGUGGGUGAACAAACGCUUAAUACCUUUAUACAAAUAAAUCUACUCUAAACA
Molecule: messenger RNA, 4651 nt
Organism: Danio aesculapii
Lineage: Eukaryota; Metazoa; Chordata; Actinopteri; Cypriniformes; Danionidae
Gene: itgb1b.1
Product: integrin, beta 1b.1
Exons: 16
Coding region: 255-2618 (787 amino acids)
Biological process (GO): cell-matrix adhesion; integrin-mediated signaling pathway; cell migration
Cellular component (GO): cell surface; focal adhesion; integrin complex
Molecular function (GO): laminin binding; collagen binding involved in cell-matrix adhesion; fibronectin binding
Source: RefSeq, a predicted model, not a curated record